Chara braunii is the source of this 3165-nucleotide messenger RNA. The record is from the annotation of a GenBank genome assembly. Lineage: Eukaryota; Viridiplantae; Streptophyta; Charophyceae; Charales; Characeae.
GUGAGAGGUAUGGCUGACGCACUCGGCCGGAGCGGUCUAAGGAAGCUCCAUUUGUGUGUUCGAGACGAGGUUGGUCCAACUCCUGCGUGACGCGGCCGAGAGGGUCCCGCGCUGCCCUGGUGCGGUGCCGGACCGAUGCACUCGACAGGUGGCGCCGUUGCCGGGGAUAACGGAAAGCCUACCGUUGUCCCUGAUGGAACGACAUCUGGGUAUGGGAAGUGGAUGAGAAAAGGCAUAAGGGAAGGACUAGAAAACGUAUUGGCACAGCUGGGGUAUGCGACAAAGCCGGGGGUGCAAAGGAGGGUAGUAACGGUUGUCCAAGUGAAAGGAACGGAGCCGGUGAUAGAGGAGGCUGUUCAGGAGGAGCUCUGGGAAGAGGAAGAGCCGGUGCCGCAGCGCCUGAUGAAGGCCCAACGCAAAGUGUGUAACUUGGCGCAGGGCGGACAGGGAUCAGGAAAAGCGCAGGCGCCUCAGGCCUUGACGACAACCCCUUUAAAUGUUGCGGCUCCAUCAUCUAGUACGGGUCUCUCGCAAGGAGGGGCGCCCUCCUAUGGACAGUGGCCCUGGCCGGUGAUCAAUGCCAUUGUGCCAUGGGGAAGCUCGCUGCCAGUAGCCGGACUGCAAGCGAGUAUGCCGCCACCCAUCUACCCCGCAGCCCAGGCCCAGCCUGUGGCCCCGCCGCCAUCACCCACUCCCAGUUCACAGGGAAGCGUGGUUGGAGGUGGGAACCAGGGCAAGGCAAUUAAGGCAAUGGAGGGAGGGGUGGAGGAAGGGGGCGAAGCCGGAAUGGCAGCGGAAGAGGAAGGCAAUGGAAUGGUCAAGGCCAGGGGUACCAAGGCCAGGGGAAUCAAGGCCAGGGGUACCAAGGCCAGGGGUACCAAGGCCAAGGGAAUCAAGGCCAGGGAUACCAGGGCCAGGGGUACCAAGGCCAAGGGAAUCAAGGCCAGGGGUACCAAGGCCAGGGGUAUCAAGGCCAGGGGGAUCAAGGAAGUUAGGGGACCAUGUCGUAUCAACGAAGGGAAUGAAGGGGAGUUGAUUAUAGGGGAGCCCGACUUCCUACUGCCUCAGGAGCGAGCAUUGAUGGUGGAGUUGAUGAAGAGGAGGCAUCGCGCCUAUGCGUUUAGCGACGAGGAACGUGGCAGGCUGGAUGUGGAUAAGAUACGUAUGAUUCGCAUCCACACCGUGCCACACGAGCCUUGGAAUAUGAGAGGGGCGCGGUAUCCUAAUCCUGAUGAGGAAAAGAAGGUGGUGGAUUACCUCGACGGCAAGAUACGUACGCACGUCGCUGACUAUUCGAGUGGACCGUAUGCGUCCCCAUGGUUCUGCUUCAUCAAGCCUAAAGGGACGCUGCGGUGGGUGCGAGAUUUGCAGAGGCUGAAUGCGGUGACCGUGCGGGAUGCUGGAGGAUUGCCCAAUGCAGACGCGCUGUCAGAAUCCUGUGUUGGAAGGCCUAUAAUCUCACUUAUAGACCUUUACUCAGGAUAUGAUCAGUUCCCAGUCUACCUGCCGGACAGGCCUGUGACGGCUAUGCACACGCCGCGAGGGCUAAUCCACAUGAACGUGGCCCCACAAGGAUGGACCAAUGCGGUAGCAAUGGUCCAACGGGCCAUGAUUCGGGCUAUGCAAUCAGUCAGCCCCCAUAUCACACAGCCAUACAUCGAUGAUUUGGCGGUGAAGGGGCCGGCGGUGAAAGAAAGCGACGAAGUCUCGCCAGGGGUAAGACGUUUUGUUUGGAAGCACAUUCAGGACCUCGAAAAAGUCCUGAGCCUGCUCGAGGAGCAUAACCUCACGGCAAGCGGGGCCAAAUCCAGACACUGCAUGAGGGAAGCGACUAUCUUGGGGUUCGUCUGCAGCGAGAAGGGCCGAAGGCCGGACGUGAAGAAGACGGACAAGAUUACUGAGUGGCCGGUUCCAUUCCACUCAAUAACUGAUGUCAGGAGCUUCCUUGGAGGGCAUCGAGGGGUACAAGCCACGUAUGCCAAGAUAAGUGAGUUGUACUACUGGGAUGGGAUGAUGGACAUGGUCGGAAAAUUUUGUCGAUCAUGCGUACCCUGUUUGGAGAGAUCUCGUUUGAGGCAAGGAGAGCCGCUGCAUCCAAGGCUAGAGCGAGAGGUGAGGGUUGUAGUGCAUCUCGAUCUUCUCUUUAUGCCGCUUGGGGAUCAGGGCUAUAACUAUAUCUUCGAUGCGCACGAUAACCUGUCCAACUUUGUAGACGGGCGUGCUAUUCGCAGAAAGACCGGGUCAGUCUUGGUGAGCUGCAUCGAGGAGUAUUACCUGCGCUAUCCUUUCGUCAGGGAAUUCGUAAUGGACAGAGGAUCGGAGUUUACCUGCCAGGAGGUGCAAGAGUUGUUAUCAAGGUCUGACUUUACGAAGACAGCCAUGCGAAGAGGAGGGAAGGGGACACGACCGCCUCGGAGGCCGUUGGGAGCAUCAGGAGGAUAUGAGCGGCAUGGGCCUCGCCAUCGAGAGAGUACUCCGGUCUACAAUGAUGGGGACAUCGAGCUAUUCCUGGAUAGUUUCUGGGAGCAUGCGAGGCGUAUGGGCUGGACCGUGGCCCAGGCAAUCGAGAGACUGAGGGGAGCAGGCAGGUUCGAGGAGCCCAUUGCCAGGAUUCAUAGGGAGGCGACGACGAGGCAGGAGGUGGAGACGAGGAUGGAGGAGUUGCGACCCUCGUCUGUGGGACCAGAUGGCAGGCCGAUCCGUCUAGAGAUCGGAAAUGUUAUCCCUGCCUUCGAGUGGUUCAUGCAGGGGCAGGGUAUACCGAGAGAUGAGUGGGCGAGGACGUUACCCCUCUGGACCAGAAAGGCGGAGAGGGCACUGGCUAAGCAGGUCAGAGACAUGGUCCGAGACAGGGAGAGCUGCAGGGCACAUCUGAGAGAGGCCUUUCGACGAUCAGAGCCCCCUCAGCCCAGAGUCGAGAGGCGUCAGAGGAGUCAGAGGCAGAGGGACCCUGAGCCCAGGGAGGCGAGACCGUCUCGAGAAGGACAGAAGGCCCUAACCAUGCCUAUUGAGGGAGGGCUGGUAAAUGUCUUCGGACCCUUGCGUAUCGCGCAGUGGGCCAGUGAUUGUUUUGCGACGCCCCCGUCUAACCACUGGUGCUAAUUCUGAGACAUAUUGAAGAAAGGCCAAGCUAACGGAAAAGAAGUUAGUACAUCUAGGGCAUAA